Molecule: messenger RNA, 1291 nt
Organism: Epinephelus fuscoguttatus (brown-marbled grouper)
Lineage: Eukaryota; Metazoa; Chordata; Actinopteri; Perciformes; Serranidae
Gene: id3
Product: inhibitor of DNA binding 3
Exons: 3
Coding region: 129-482 (117 amino acids)
Biological process (GO): negative regulation of transcription by RNA polymerase II; cell differentiation; circadian regulation of gene expression
Cellular component (GO): nucleus; cytoplasm
Molecular function (GO): protein dimerization activity; transcription regulator activity
Source: RefSeq, a predicted model, not a curated record
ACGCUGCUGUCAGAGCACUGGAGCUUUUCAGGACCGCGAUACAAGAAGUCCAAACACAGGAGACCGUCGCAAACUUAUCCUCGAACACCAAGCCGAGUCUUGUUGUUUUUGUUGUUGUUGUUCUCACCAUGAAAGCCAUCAGUCCCGUCCGCUCGGUGAGGAGCUGCUACAAGGCCGUGUGCUGCAUCUCGGAGCAGAGUCUCGCCAUCAGCCGGAAUAAACACUCGUGUCUGGAGGAGCCGGUGGGCGCCCUGUGCGACAUGAACGACUGCUACUCCAAGCUGAAGGAGCUGGUGCCGAGCAUCCCGCAGAACAAAUCCGUGAGCCAGGUGGAGAUCCUGCAACACGUCAUCGACUACAUCUUCGACCUGCAGAUCGCGCUGGAGGCGGAGGACGCGGCCGCGCCGGAGAUGGUUUUGUCAAUAAAGACUGCGGACCUUGCUCGCAAUUUCUCCAAAGAAGAAGGUCGGUUGUGCCACUAGGACGAGGAUGCCAUAUCAUGGUAUGUGCAGGGAAACACAUGUCUCCACUUCACUCCGGGCAAGAGGACAAGAGGGGCAGAAAGGGUGGGAUAGGUAUUUGGGAGAGAAGGAGAAGAAGAAGGAGGAGGAGGAGGAGGGAAGUGGAGGGUUUUAAAAAGAAGAAAAGACAGAAAAAAGUGGACUGUUUCCUAGAUGAGUGGGGAUCAACAGUGGUGCAUGAGCAAGAAAACAGAGACUCAUUCUUUGGCCCCUGGACAGACAAAUCAACACACCAAAGCAGAAGCCAGGAUUGGAAACUGAAAGCGACUGGCUGUGUAUGCCCUCCUCCAAAAAACAAAAAAAGAACCUGGGAUCCUCUAUAGGUAGACGUAGAAACAUUGGUACAUUGUUUGAUUUUUAUGUUUUUGUGUUGCAUUCCAAACCAACUUUAGCGUGGGUCAAACUCCACACACCCAACCUGAACUCUUACACCACCAAGUCUCACAUCAUCUCACACAACGAUCCCAUUAUUACCCCACUCUAAUCUGAUUUCUAAUGAUCUGGAGACUGUUACAACUUCAUACGAAUGUGUACAUAUCUGCUGUGGGUAUGUAAAGUGUGAGUCAAUUUGGAUGUUUUUUUCUGAAUGGGAGUUUGGGUUUUCGUAGGUGUAAUCAGAACUCUAUACUAGAGUUAAUUGUAAAUGUUUGUAGGGAUUGUGGUAUUUCUACAGACAAAUGUGCCGUGAGUUUCAUAAACUCUUUAUUAUAAAGUUUGCUUUGUAUGUAUGUAUGUUCUUAUGUAAUGAAAUAAAACAAAAAGACAUGAAA